AGUAUAAAGGAACUUACUUUUGAGUAGCAUUUUUGUAAUUAUCCCUUACUUACAAACAGAAGCAAAGUAGUAUUUUUAAGUGAAUUAAACAACUUGUACUAUUUCUWWUUUGUUCAAUUCAACAUGGAAUACAYUGCAUAYUUUAUUGUUUCAACAAUAAUAAUUAUUUUAUUAUUCUACGUAAUUGAAUAUUUAAUAAAUAAAUUUCGAGAAUAUAACAUGGUAAGAAAAUUUYCWGGCCCUAAAGCUUAUCCUCUUAUAGGAAAUAUGCAUUUAUUUCUUGGUGAUUUGACAGAUAUAACGAAAAAAUUAAUACAAUACUCCGCAAUCUAUUCUUCGCCUUGGCGAAUCUGGAUAGGAUCAAAAUUAAUUCUAGUCUUCGAUGAUCCUGAAAAUAUUGAAAUUCUUUUAAAAAGCUCAAAAAUUGAUGAGAAGAGUGUCCUAUAUAACUUUAUGAAAUAUUCCUUAGGCGAUGGAUUAUUUACAGCUCCAGCGUCAUUAUGGAAAAUGCAUCGAAGAAUACUAGAUCAGAAAUUCAAUUCCAAAAUGGUUUCAUAUUGUAUGGAGUCAUUGAAUAAAAAUUCAAAAAGGCUAAUAAACAUUUUAGAAACUAGUAACGGAGAGAACGUAGAUAUCUYUCAUUACGUACAUUUAUGUACGUUGGACAUCAUAUUUGAUAGCCUAUUGGAAUCUGAUCUAAAUUUGCUAAAUAUCCCAGACUGCAAACUUGAUAAAUAUCUGACAGAUGGGAUGGAUAUGACUAUGGAAAGAAUAUCAAAAUUGUGGUUGUACCCAAAUAUUAUAUUUAAGAAUUCAUCUUUAGGAAAGCGGUUAGAUGAAAAUCUCGCAUACCUUAAUAAUAUAACAAACGAGGUAAGAAUAAAAAAAUAA
Polistes dominula (European paper wasp) is the source of this 891-nucleotide messenger RNA. Its product is annotated as cytochrome P450 4C1-like. The record is from RefSeq and is a predicted model, not a curated record. NCBI's taxonomy places the organism in Eukaryota, Metazoa, Arthropoda, Insecta, Hymenoptera, Vespidae. Gene Ontology annotation, molecular function: monooxygenase activity; oxidoreductase activity, acting on paired donors, with incorporation or reduction of molecular oxygen; heme binding.